Molecule: messenger RNA, 1436 nt
Organism: Hippocampus comes (tiger tail seahorse)
Lineage: Eukaryota; Metazoa; Chordata; Actinopteri; Syngnathiformes; Syngnathidae
Product: store-operated calcium entry regulator STIMATE-like
Exons: 3
Biological process (GO): activation of store-operated calcium channel activity
Cellular component (GO): cortical endoplasmic reticulum; membrane
Molecular function (GO): calcium channel regulator activity
Source: RefSeq, a predicted model, not a curated record
UGUGCAAAAUGUGCCUUGCAGCUGGCGCUCCUCAACCCCAUCGAGAAUCCCGACUUGGAACUGGCCAUCGUCAUGCUCAUCGUUCCCUUUUUCGUGAACGCCCUCAUGUUUUGGGUGGUGGACAAUUUCCUCAUGAAGAAGCACCGGACCAAGGCCAAGCUGGAGGAGAGAGAAGAGGACUCACGGGGUAACGGCAAGGUGCGCUACCGGCGGGCUCUAUCCCACGACGACUCGGAGUCGGAGAUCCUUUUCUCAGCAGACGACGAGAUGGACGAGUCGGAUGAGGACGACGUUCGCCGCCUCGCGGGGCUGAAGGCGGUUAAGAAGAAGAAGCUGCGUAUGGGGAUCCCCGUGUGACCGAGCGCCUCGGCGAAAGGGCGCCCCGAGCGUCCACAGACUGAUUGCCGACCUCCUCAAAAACCCUUUCAAGCAUAGGAACCCCUUUCAUGGCCGAAGAGACUUGGCUUGGUUCUCACUUGUUGCACUUUGACACGUCCCCCCCCUCGAGUGAGGGCCCGUGUGAGUCUAGCAGGAAAAUGGAGCGCGUGACGGCAGCGUCGGGCCACCAUGCAAACGCUUUCUUCCUCCUCGUCGAACGGGAUUUUAUUUGACGAUGCGCCGCCUUGGACCUGUGCAUGGGCUCCGCUAGUCACACCUCAGGCUCAGAGGAGCCUUGGGCACCAUUCCACCCUCCUGUAAAUGACGCUCGUGUUCGAGUUAGCGCGUGCCGAUAGCGGUAUGCAGCAGAAUUAAGCUUAAGGAAAGAAGAAAAAAAUGCCAGUCACCGCCAAAGUCCUUAACUGGCGCCCCCUUCCGCCGCAGCGUGUCUUUCAGGACUGCAGCUCCACUGCGGUUUGUCAGUUGCUGUCUGAUGGCACGAGAAGUGAUCUUUGUCCCAUCCUUCUCUUGCACAACUCACCGCAUUGUUCCUCUUUUCUUUGGCACACCCGCGUGCCCGAGUGACAUGACCAGCAGCUGUUUUGUUUGUUUGCUAUAUUUGAUGGGACUUUGGAUGUUUGUGGAGCUCCCGAUGUUCAGGCGUGACGGGGCGUUCUGAUUCGAAGAAUGUGAUGCGCGUAGACCUCAAUACUGUUAGGUGACUGUGGACCAAACUGUCGGGAGAGGGGGUGUUUGGAGCCAAUAUUUGCCUGUGUGGGGGUGAGCGCGUGCAAAUGUUUGCGCUUGGUGUGAGUGACGCAACCCUUUCAAAGUGAUUGGGUUCAAAAUGUUUCCUGUGACGGCGGCGAUGCGGAGUCCAGGCUGGCACGUCAAAUACCUUUGAUUCGAAAGGAGGGAAAUCCGCGGCGCGGUUGUCUCCACCCUUGUCUGUUGUUUGGCAAAACGGAUUCAGAAGGAGAGGGGAAGGUCGCGAGAUGUCAUUGGGGACGAUUUUCCAAUAAAGAAUGAGAUCCGGGGAAACGCGCGCCGCCAUCCAA